AUGUCUGGGCAACGCUCCUGGCGCGUGCGUCGCAGCGUGGGACACGUAGGCUAUCCGAAGGAAGAGGUGGCCCAGAAAGUCGAGCGAUUCAGCGGACCCUACAAGUUCUUGUCCAACUUUUUCUGGUCUGAGCUCAACUUUGAGGGUUUGAAAUAUCCAUCAGUGGAACAUGCAUUUCAAGCCGCGAAGUUGCGUGAGAACCAGCAGCGCAACUCCUAUGGCUUCACAGAUUCGGGCUUGAGCUUUGGAGAUGCCAAGCGCUUGGGACGACAAGUGCCCUUGAGGGAUGACUGGAAGGACAUCCGCGAAGAUGUCAUGGCGCGAUGUUUGUGGGCCAAGUUUCAGGACCCACAGCUGCGAGAGAAGUUGCUGAGGACUGGAGAGUCUGAACUGGUGGAUGGGCAUUCGGGCAGUCCGGAUCUCAUUUGGGGCUACCACAUCCCAUCACAGAAAGGCGAAAACCGCCUGGGGAUUCUUCUGAUGGACCUGAGGGCACAACUCAAAGACAAAGUGCAGCACUUCCAGGUGCAACAGGUGCAGCUUCAGCCAGCUGAACACACAGUUGCCUUGUUUCAUUUGGACUGGCCUGUGAAGUGCCUUCAUGAUGGCUUGCCGUCAGCCUAUGCCACACGACUGCAAGACUUGGCGGCGGCUGUCCAGUUGGCUGGCUGCUGCGUGGUGCUUCCCCGGCGAAAGAUUUGCAUCGCACUGCAGGGCCAGAAUUCUGGGAUAGAUGCAUGGGAGCACCGAAUGCGAAGCGAAAAUGUGGAUGUAAACAGCCGAGGCCGGCCCUGUCGGGAAAGGAUGCUGAUGGAACUGCUUCGGCAGAAACAAGCCGGCUGCAUUAGCUGCAUGCAGCAGUUCACUCAUCAAGAGGUGAAAGACUGGCCUUCAUUGCUUCAAUCCCUUUCUUCAGCCUUGGGCUUGCCUAGCUCCAAAAUCUCUAGUGCUUUGGGCCCAGAAGUCCCAGAGCUCCCUCAAAAAGUUCAAUAUCUGGAGGGCCGCUCCGCCGUGCUGUUGGACGGCCAGCGGCAUGCGCUAUGUUUGAACGAGAGCGUGGCCACCGAGAUCUCGCAGGCCUUGCUGGGCCCGGUUGAAAUACAAACGCCCCUGGGGCCGGGAAUAGAGAUCCGGCUAGGAUCCUCCAAGAAGCCUAGCAUCUUCGGCGGGAAAUUUGCUCGAGAACUUCCAGGACUGCUCAGUGAGAGCGAGUGCCAACAGCUCAUUGACCUUUCUGAGAAGGAGGGCUAUGGUCUUGCAGGCUCCAGGGGUUUCAACCCCAUGGCCCGCUACGCUCAUCGCUGCCUCCUGGAUGCGCCGCGGAUCGCUCAGGCGCUGACGCGACGAAUGGCCACGCUGCUUCCGGCGGAGUAUCCAGUGGGAUCGAAGCAACAGCUGUUGGGCGUGAACCAACGACUGCGUUUCUUGAAGUAUCUCCCAGGAAUGCAUCAUGCAGAUCACACCGACUGUGCGCAUGAAGAUGAGAAUGGCAAGAGUUUUUUGACAGUGCAGCUGUACCUAAACUCAUCUUUUGGAGGUGGCCAAACUACCUUCAUCUCGGAUCAGUUGGUGCCAAUCGAGCCCAUAGCAGGAAAGGCCAUUGUGUUUGAUCACGAGUUGUACCAUCGUGGGGGGAUGGUCACGUCUGGAGUGAAGUACGCGCUUCGAAUGGACGUGUCCUACAAGGCGAAGCUGGCUGGAGAGGCGGUGGCACGGAAAAGCAGAUGGGCGCGCAAGUGA
This is a messenger RNA of Cladocopium goreaui, 1740 nucleotides long. Lineage: Eukaryota; Dinophyceae; Suessiales; Symbiodiniaceae. The record is from the annotation of a GenBank genome assembly.